Nicotiana attenuata is the source of this 1313-nucleotide messenger RNA. Its product is annotated as 6-phosphofructo-2-kinase/fructose-2,6-bisphosphatase-like. Gene Ontology annotation, biological process: fructose metabolic process; fructose 2,6-bisphosphate metabolic process. The transcript is spliced from 13 exons. Bases 8 to 976 code for a protein of 322 amino acids. NCBI's taxonomy places the organism in Eukaryota, Viridiplantae, Streptophyta, Magnoliopsida, Solanales, Solanaceae. The record is from RefSeq and is a predicted model, not a curated record. Gene Ontology annotation, cellular component: cytosol. Gene Ontology annotation, molecular function: 6-phosphofructo-2-kinase activity; fructose-2,6-bisphosphate 2-phosphatase activity; ATP binding.
AGCUUGUAUGUAUAUCAUGCAGGUAGGAAUAUUUGAUGCCACAAAUAGCACAAGGGGAAGAAGAAAUAUGCUUACGGAAAUGGCUGAGGGAAAAUGCAAGAUUAUUUUCUUGGAAACAAUUUGCAAUGAUCCUAAUAUAAUAGAAAGAAAUAUACGUCUAAAAGUUCAACAGAGCCCAGACUAUGCCGAAGUGCCUGAUUUUGAAGCUGGUUACAGAGACUUCAAGACUCGCCUUGAUAAUUAUGAAAAAGUUUAUGAGCCUGUAGAGGAAGGGUCUUAUAUCAAAAUGAUUGAUAUGGUUAGUGGCCAUGGGGGACAAAUACAAGUGAAUAAUAUCAGUGGCUAUCUACCUGGGCGGAUUGUCUUCUUCUUGGUCAAUACACAUCUUACGCCUCGUCCAAUUUUGCUUACAAGGCAUGGAGAGAGCCUAGACAAUGUUAGAGGCAGAAUUGGUGGUGACACUGUAUUAAGUGAAGCUGGGGAGGUCUAUGCGAAGAAGCUUGCCAAAUUUGUUGAAAAACGACUGAAAAAUGAAAAGGCUGCUUCUAUAUGGACCAGCACACUGCAAAGAACAGUUUUGACAGCUAGUCCAAUUGGUGAAUUCCCCAAGAUACAAUGGCGAGCCCUUGAUGAAAUCAAUGCUGGUGUAUGUGAUGGAAUGACUUAUGAGGAAAUAAAGAAAAAUAUGCCUGAAGAAUACGAGUCACGUAAAAAUGACAAGCUGAGGUAUAGAUACCCCAGAGGCGAGUCUUACCUUGAUGUCAUACAGAGGUUGGAGCCAGUGAUUAUAGAGCUUGAAAGACAGAGAGCACCCGUGGUAGUGAUAUCACAUCAGGCGGUAUUGAGGGCUUUGUAUGCUUAUUUUGCUGAUAGGCCUUUGAACGAAAUUCCACAUAUAGAGAUGCCACUUCACACGAUCAUAGAGAUACAAAUGGGAGUUACUGGAGUCCAGGAGAAGAGAUACAAGUUGAUGUAGAUUAUUGCUAUUACUUUACUAGCGAUUUUAUAACAGCUUUGAAGGUCCUUUUGUUUCUCUUUUUUUUUUUUUUAAAAAAAAAAUAAAAAUAAUUCUAGUUGAUGCCAAAGAAAUUUUCUUAAAAGUUACGAGAGUAUGACAUCAGAGGACAUCCUUUUGGCUGGCAUCUUCUUUCUCUCGAUCGCAAUUUCAUCCUCAUUUUUGUUUUUUGUUUUUUUUCUGAUUUCGAUAUGGCUUCUGAAACACUUGCCGUUUAGCUAGUGUGUUGUGAUAUUGUCCAUUUUACGUCUGAUGCAAAAGCUUGAAGGCAAUGAAUAGGUGUGGAAUUUUCACUAGA